Molecule: messenger RNA, 1156 nt
Organism: Ricinus communis (castor bean)
Lineage: Eukaryota; Viridiplantae; Streptophyta; Magnoliopsida; Malpighiales; Euphorbiaceae
Product: abscisic acid receptor PYL4
Exons: 1
Coding region: 283-906 (207 amino acids)
Biological process (GO): abscisic acid-activated signaling pathway
Cellular component (GO): cytoplasm; nucleus
Molecular function (GO): signaling receptor activity; protein phosphatase inhibitor activity; abscisic acid binding
Source: RefSeq, a predicted model, not a curated record
AUUUAUUAAACACCUUCUUCUUCUUCUUCUUUACAAAAUCCAACUCACCCACACAUCUUCUCUCUCUCUCUCUCUCUCUCUCAGAAUAAACGUCUCCUUCUACUUGAAACAACUUCCACCUCCACCUUUUCUCUCUUCCAUCCAUUUGGAAAGUGACUAACCCCAGCUUCUCUCAUAUAUAUAUACAUAUAUCGAUAUAGAUACCGGCAAGCGUUAACCAUCCAAAAAGUUAUAAUAUUAAACCUCCUUUCAAAACCCUCAACGCAUACAUAAGAUAUCAGCAUGCCUAAAUCCACACUUCUUCUCCAUAGAAUCAACACCGCCACCACUACUAACUCCACCACCACAACGUCCACGUGCCAGAAACGCUGGUGCCCUUUAUCCUGCGAACCCACAGUUCCAGGCACUGUCUCGAGGUACCACAACCAUGUAUUACGCCCCAACCAGUGCUGCUCCGCAGUCGUACAGCAGAUCGCUGCGCCUGUCUCCACCGUCUGGUCCGUCGUUAGACGCUUCGACAACCCUCAGGCUUACAAACACUUCGUCAAGAGCUGCCAUUUAAUCAACGGGGACGGCGACGUUGGCACUCUCAGAGAAGUACACGUCAUAUCUGGACUCCCUGCAGCCAAUAGCACCGAGCGCCUUGACAUCCUUGACGACGAGAGACACGUCAUCAGCUUCAGCGUCGUCGGCGGGGACCACCGCCUUGCCAAUUACAAGUCCAUCACCACCCUCCAUCCUUCUCCGAGUGGAAACGGCACGGUCGUAGUGGAGUCCUACGUGGUGGAUGUUCCUCCUGGUAACACCAAGGAGGACACCUGUGUGUUUGUGGAUACUAUUGUUCGGUGCAACCUUCAUUCGCUUGCUCAGAUCGCACAAAACUUGGCCAGACUCAAUAAAUCAUAAUCUUCUUCGUAAGUGACAUAAUAUAAUAUCACAUAUUUAUAUUUUAGUGUUGGAAAAUGAAAAUGGAUUUGGUGAUACACCGUCGUUUUUGUGAGUAUCCGAUGUGAGUAAUUUGCCAAUGAAACUUAAACAAGCUAGUUAGUUCUUCAGGUUUUUUUUUUUUUUUUCCCCUUUUCUUCCAUGUGUAAUAUUUUCUGCUAUUUACUGUCGCCAUAACUUUGAAUUAUUAAUAUUUUUUUUUCUUUCUUUA